This is a messenger RNA of Anopheles gambiae (African malaria mosquito), 951 nucleotides long. Its product is annotated as cuticle protein 18.6. Gene Ontology annotation, cellular component: extracellular matrix. The coding region runs from base 1 to 951 and encodes 316 amino acids. The record is from RefSeq and is a predicted model, not a curated record. NCBI's taxonomy places the organism in Eukaryota, Metazoa, Arthropoda, Insecta, Diptera, Culicidae. The transcript is spliced from 3 exons.
AUGUUGUUCUUGUUGGAUCAGUUUUGGCAAGUAAAAGUAGUGCAGUUUCGUGGUAGCCUUGUCUCAAGGACGUAUACAGAAGUCUCGAUUUCAACUGUAUCAAGCGUUGGAGUCUCCUAUUUUACACUGAGUAUAAAAGGCGUUGGUUACGAUAUCACACAGCACAGUCACACUGAACCUCAACCAGUAAACAAUCCCGCUCCAAUAAUGGCGUUCAAAUUUGUUCUGUUCGCUACUCUGGUAGCUGCCGCCAGCGCUGGUCUGCUUCCUGUGGCUCACCAUGGAUCGAUCGCCACGUCGCACUCCACCAUCCAGCACCAUGCUGCUCCCGCUAUCCAACAUGUCGGAUCGGUCCACGCCGCUCCGGCUAUCUACCAACACUCGGCCCCGACUAUCUACCAGCACUCGGCCCCGGCUAUCUACCAGCACUCGGCCCCGGCUAUCGUCAAGACCAUUGCUCAGCCCACGAUCAUCAAGUCUGUAGAGCACCACGCUCCGGCCAACUACGAGUUCUCGUACUCCGUCCAUGACGAGCACACCGGAGACAUCAAGAGCCAGCACGAAACUCGCCACGGAGACGAAGUCCACGGACAGUACUCGCUGUUGGACUCCGACGGUCACCAGCGCAUCGUCGACUACCAUGCUGAUCAUCACACCGGAUUCAACGCCGUCGUGCGCCGUGAGCCCUCGGCUGUGAAGAUCGCUCAGCCCGUGCACAAGGUGAUCGCCCAGCCCGUGCAUGUGUCCAGCUAUGCCCAUGCUCCAGUAGCUCACGCCACUGUCCAGCACCACCAUGCUGCCCCGAUCGCGCACUACUCCGCACCGAUCGCGCACCAUGCUGCUCCGAUCGCGCACUAUGCUGCCCCGAUCGCGCACCACGCUGCUCCGAUCGCGCACUCAACCUCCAGCAUCGUCCAUGGACCGAGCCAUCUGAGCCAUCACCAUUACUAA